AUGUUCGGCGGAUAUGGUAUUGGUGUUGCUGAAGACCACUUAGAAGCGUUGUUUUCAUUCAUAAGUAGAAGAAUCGAACAGCUGAAGUGGAAAGCAUAUGGCGCAAAGUACAUCAGUAUCGAUAUUGGUGCAAAUGGAAUGAGUCUUGAAGAAUUAAUAAAUUUGGCUAGCUUAGCAUUAAGCAUUUACAUUCGACAUUUACAAACAGUCGUAUUUUACGAUAAAACGCAUCAUGUGCAAGGAAAUUGGAAAAUGUGGAGUAGAGUGAUGAUGUGUAUCGGUUUUGUUACUGCAUUCGGUGUUUCGUUAGUGGCUAACGUUCAGGAGACUGCUAUUCCAGCAGUGCAUGAUAUUGGAGCGUUGCUUGCAUUUUUAUGCGGUGUUGUGUAUAUUUGCUCACAAGUGAUCUUCUCGUUGAUUAUGCGACCGCUUAUUACCCGAAAACUGAUCACUCAUAUUCGACUAUUAUUAGCUGUGAUUGCUACUGUCAGCCUCGUAUUCUACUUUACUGUGCUAUUUGGACACAUUUUUGUAAGGAGAGAAGCGGAUGGAACAAUGCCAACCAAACCACCGAGAGUAGGCGUCAUACGUGUUCCUCGCGAUUCACCAUUCUUCACCAAUCACUUAAUAUCGACAAUAUGUGAAUGGAUCCUCGGCCUUUGUUUGUAUUUCUUCGUGCUUUCAUAUGCCUUCGAGCUACGUAACUUAUACACACAUUCACCGGCUAUUCAGUUAAAACCGACGCAUAAGAAUUUCAAACCGAUUUAUAUGAAUAUCAAUAUUCCAAGUAUGGUAUUGCCAGAUGAGCCAAUACAGUUCAAUCAUAACAACAAGCAAGUGCAAUGCGUUAACAAGGAAGGUCAAUACGAACCGAACUCAUUCAACGGCACUUCUUAA
Messenger RNA from Anisakis simplex (herring worm), 897 nucleotides. Lineage: Eukaryota; Metazoa; Nematoda; Chromadorea; Rhabditida; Anisakidae. The record is from the annotation of a GenBank genome assembly.